AAAUUCGAGCCCACUUGCUGAUUGAUGGACAGAGCGCUGAAAGGGAGAAAAACAUGGUCGCCAUUACGGUAGAAAGACGGCAGUGCGAUUAAAAUUUCGGAAAAGUUGAAAAUUUAGCAGGAUUUUAGGAAUUCAUCAUAGCUGCUGUUUUUUUGAACUGGUGAAACAACAUGAACAGAAAAAUCAAGCUAAAACAUAGAAACGGUAUUUUUUCCGCGACACAAUGACUUGGUUCGAGAGUGGACGAUUCAUUCAUAAAGCAUCAUCGUCGACGGCUACCAACACAGCGACAGUGCUUCGGUCCUUAACGGCUUGAACAGCCAGCUAGAGCGGCCAGCAGCAGGAAUUACUACCGCUAUCCUUCACCCCGCUGAAGUGUAUUGAAAUUCAUAAAAAUAGGACAUUGUCAGCGAAAAUUCUGUACCAGUGUGUGUUUGCGGAAAGAGAAGCUGUAGAAAUUUAGUGAGCGAAGCGUUUCAAGGCGAAUCGAUUGAUAAAGUAAAUAAAAAACGUAAAAUAAUAACAAAUUCAGCAGAAGAAAGCGAGACAAAGAAGAUCGCUAGUGAUUACAGUGCAAAAGUCGUGCAGAAGAUAAAUUCGAGCAGAUUUCUGGAUCUGCCAGUGAUUUGCUUGUUUCGCUUGACGGGCGAACGGAAGAGAAGGUUAGACAGACCUAGCGAAAGCGGUCUGCCAAGGAGAGGAGGCGAGGAAGGUGAUUAAAUUGGAUUUGCUUUCAAAAUGAGCCGCAUUUCGACGCAGAAGAAGGAAGGCAAAAUGCGGAUUCGGGCUUUCCCGAUGACUAUGGACGAAAAGUACGUCGAGUCCAUUUGGUCGCUGCUGAAAAAUGCAAUACAGGAAAUCCAAAAGAAGAACAACUCAGGCCUAUCGUUCGAGGAGUUGUACCGGAAUGCAUACACGAUGGUGCUGCAUAAACACGGUGAACGGUUGUACACAGGCCUGAAGGAUGUGGUGACGCUCCACCUGGAGACGAAGGUCCGAGAGGAAGUGCUGCGUAGUUUUAACUGUAAUUUCCUGCAGACGCUCAAUCAGUCCUGGAACGAUCACCAGACGUCGAUGGUGAUGAUCCGGGAUAUUUUGAUGUACAUGGACCGAGUGUACGUGCAGCAGAACGAUGUAGAUAAUGUGUACAACCUAGGCUUGAUAAUAUUUCGCGAUCAGGUUGUUCGAUAUGGGCGCAUUCGAGAUCACAUGCGUGAAACUUUACUUAGUAUGGUGAUGUGCGAACGGAAGGGUGAAGCGAUAGAUCACAUCGCUAUUAAAAAUGCCUGCCAAAUGCUGAUGGUUCUUGGUAUCAACAGCCGUUGGGUUUAUGAGGAAGAUUUCGAGCGGCCGUUUCUUACACAGUCGGCGGCUUUCUACAAGCUCGAAUCUCAGAAGUUCCUUUCGGAGAACAGUGCCAGCGUGUACAUUCGCCGCGUCGAGGCUCGUAUCACUGAAGAAGCGGAACGUGCUAAACUGUAUCUGGACGAGAGUACCGAGUGCCGCAUCGUCGAAGUUGUUGAAGAUGAGCUGAUAAAGAAGCACAUGCGUACGAUCGUGGAGAUGGAGAACUCCGGUGUGGUUUACAUGCUCAAAAACACCAAGACGGAAGAUCUGGCUUGCAUGUAUAAAUUGUUCUCGAGGGUCACCGGCGGUUUGAAGACAAUCGCUGACUGCGUUUCGCAGCAUUUACGUUCGAUGGGCAAAAAUUUGGUUAAAGAAGAGGAAAGUGGAACAAAUCCGAUUACGUUCGUACAGAACCUGCUGGAUCUGAAGGAUCGUUUCGAUCAUUUCCUGCACCACUCGUUCAACAAUGACAAGAUCUUCAAGAACAUGAUUUCGUCCGAUUUCGAACAUUUCCUGAACUUGAACAGCAAGUCACCGGAAUAUUUGUCACUGUUUAUCGACGAUAAACUGAAGAAAGGAUGCAAGGGGAUGUCGGAGCAAGAGAUUGAAACCAUACUGGACAAAACUAUGGUAUUAUUCAGAUAUUUAUUGGAGAAGGACGUGUUUGAACGAUAUUAUAAGGCACAUUUAGCGAAGCGUCUGCUGCUAAAUAAAUCUGUAAGCGACGAUUCGGAAAAGAAUAUGAUAUCGAAAUUAAAGACUGAAUGCGGUUGUCAAUUUACCUCAAAAUUGGAAGGCAUGUUCAAGGAUAUGUCCGUGUCGAACACGGUAAUGGAGGAAUUCAAAAAUCACAUCAGUAACGAUCCUUCCGCUCUGGAUGGUGUAGAGCUGUCAGUGCGAAUUCUUACUACCGGAUUCUGGCCAACACAGUCGGCAACGCCAAAUUGCAACAUCCCACAGGCGCCAAGACGAGCAUUCGAAACAUUCAAACGAUUCUACUUAGCAAAGCACUCGGGUCGGCAAUUAACUUUACAGCCACAGUUAGGCACAGUGUACAUGAACGCUGAAUUUUACGGGAUCAAAGCCGACAAGGAAAGUGCGGACGGAGCGUGCAGUAGUACAGCCGUAGCUUCCGGGUCGACGGGGCCCCCACUAGCGUUGGGUGCGCCUAGGAAACAUGUCCUGCAACUUUCAACUUAUCAGAUGUGUGUCCUGAUGCUGUUCAAUAACCGCGAAAGGUUAAGCUAUGACGAAAUUCAGCAGGAAACAGACAUCCCCGGAAAAGAUUUAAUUCGCGCAUUGCAGUCGCUAUCGAUGGGCAAACAGCAGCAAAGGUUGCUGGUGCGAACACCCAAGUCAAAGGACAUCGAACCGACGAAUAUGUUUUACGUCAAUGAUGCUUUCGUGUCCAAAUUCCACAAGGUCAAAAUUCAAACGGUAGCCGCCAAGGGCGAAUCGGAGCCAGAGAGGAAAGAAACUCGAAGCAAGGUGGACGAAGACCGGAAGCACGAAAUAGAGGCCGCUAUUGUGAGGAUCAUGAAGGCACGGAAGAAGAUGGCUCACAACCUGCUGGUAUCAGAUGUGACCACCCAGUUAAAGAGCCGGUUUAUGCCCUCUCCGGUGAUUAUCAAGAAGAGAAUAGAGGGUCUUAUCGAGCGCGAGUAUCUGGCGCGAACGCCCGAGGAUAGGAAAGUUUAUGUGUAUCUAGCUUGAACUGCUUAUUAGUGAUGUAAACCUAUUGGAAAAAAGAGAACCGUACGUUGCCGCACGGACAUACAAACCGACACUCAUCCCUUCACACAGAACACACAGACACACGCUACAUAAACGAAAAUAAGCACGUGCGCGUACACAAUCGCUUCCUUAUACAAGAUGAUAAUGCACGGAUUAUAACGGAAGCGAAUAUACAUUGUAACACUCAAACAAUGAAAGUUAACUGACGAAUGCCUGUGACCUACGCAUAAGCUUGUUGCAUUCGCCGAAAAUCUCUCUACUAGAUUUGAUCCACAAUAGACCCCAUUAUAAACUCUAUCUUACGUAUCGACCGAUUGAAAUUACGCUAACACUGUGGCUUAGCAAGAACACCGGAACGGUUUCUGCUCUAAAAAAGCAACGUAGCUUAAUUCCCCAGCUGGAUCUUAAUGUAUGCAGUGCUAUGCACUUUUCAUUAACGGUGUACAAAUGAGUAAAUCAGACCUUCUAACUAUAUUUUCGCAUACAUCAAUCAGUUCAAUCCGCAAUGCUUCGGUCGUUUCGAUUUGUUUCAAUUCAUAGCUUUCUUCACAUAUGCGUGCGACAUGUGACAUCCCACAACUAUCACUAGGUCUAAAAACGCAGACCUACAAAAUUUCCAAAAUAAAAAAAUAAACAGUGAAGGGAAAUUAACAGUGUGGUAAUAUUUUUUGCGAAGUGAACAAGGAGAAGAGGAAGAAUAUUAUAUAGUAAUUAAAAUAAAUUAAUUAUUAAAUUUGAGAAAAGAAAUCUCUGAUUAAUAAAAAUAAAGAUCAGCAAACCAAAAGCGAGAAAAAAUGGCAUUCAGUGGAAAGUUUUAUCGCAUCCGAACUGCUGAGGUUUGACUUACUUUCAUAAGAUUAAAACCGAUGUAUUUCAA
Molecule: messenger RNA, 3958 nt
Organism: Wyeomyia smithii (pitcher-plant mosquito)
Lineage: Eukaryota; Metazoa; Arthropoda; Insecta; Diptera; Culicidae
Gene: Cul3
Product: cullin-3
Exons: 11
Coding region: 739-3060 (773 amino acids)
Biological process (GO): ubiquitin-dependent protein catabolic process; protein ubiquitination
Cellular component (GO): Cul3-RING ubiquitin ligase complex
Molecular function (GO): ubiquitin protein ligase binding
Source: RefSeq, a predicted model, not a curated record